AUGGCCAUAGAGGCGGGCGUGGGCCUGGUCCUCCCUAGCAUCCCGCUGCGGCACAAGGACGAUCUGGUGGUGUACAACCAGGGAAAUUCCACUGCCGAGAGGCAGUUCGAGGAGUGGUUUGACCAAAAGCAUGCUGUCUCAUCAAUGGGUCAGACGUGUCCACAGCUGAAGGUUAUCGCGCAGGAGGACUUGCAGGCUGGAGACCGGGACUCCAUGAGGAGGGUUGAGAAUAGAUGGUCGCUGGAUGUUCACUCUACGCGCUUCUUUCGGGAGCGUAAUGGGCACUUUUGGGCUGGUAAACCAUUCAAGGCCUUUUUUGAAGAGGGCCUGGCCCAGCUGAGGGAAAAGAAGCACAGUGGAAAGAAGCAUGUAAAGGACAAAAGCAUGACCAUCCAGAAACAUCUCGAAAAUGAAGCCGAGACAGCUGAGGAAGCUUCCACCACCGUCACAAUUGUUGGCAUGCGCGCCGACUUGGAGCUGUUCAAUAUCGCCAACGACCCGACAGGCCACGACAGGCACUUGUGGGACGACCUAGGCAAGGCCCUGCGUUUCCUGGAGGCGCCACGGGCAAUUGUCGACAGGCUGCUGCGCCAAAUCGGAGACGAGCGUUUCUUUGCAGUGGGCUUUCGAGGUGAGAGCAACAACAUGCCGGAAAGCAUCAAGCAGCAGAUCUCCGAGAACUUUGACGCCCUCGACCGUGCGUGGGAGUCGUACCGGGCCAUGCCUGAGAUGGCGGCAUACGACAGUGACAAGAGGCCGCUUGUGUACCUGGCAUGCGGCGAUGAGGGCCAAGCACAGGCUUUUGCGGAGGAAGGAAGAGGGAGAGGGUGGAAUGUAACGCACAAGUACGCGCUGGCCGAGGCUAUGAGCAAUGACGGGGCGGUGGAGAAUAUAUCGGCGCUCCCUUUCGAUUUUGAGGCGAUUGUCGACCUUGGGAUGCUGGUAAAAAGUUAUUUCUUCGUCGGUCUCAUGAGCAGCGCCUUCAGCUACACGGUAGCCAACAUGCGAGACCCCACAACCCGGUAUCGAGGGAGCAGCUUUGCGAUGUGGGAGGAUGGUGGUGCAAGGACGCAUUUGUUACCGAACAAUGAUAUCCAUGGCGAGACUAUGAUGGAGAAAUAUGCCUGUUGUUUGUAA
Molecule: messenger RNA, 1137 nt
Organism: Cryphonectria parasitica EP155
Lineage: Eukaryota; Fungi; Ascomycota; Sordariomycetes; Diaporthales; Cryphonectriaceae
Exons: 1
Coding region: 1-1137 (378 amino acids)
Source: RefSeq, a predicted model, not a curated record